ACGAUUCUAGAACCAGUAACUAACAAUACACCUAUUGAUAAAGACAACGAGUUUCCAAUUGCUUUUAAUACUCUUAUCGAAAAUUUGUACUUGAGUGUAAUAUAGAGAAGGCUUAAUAUAAAAUUUUAAUUUCCUAUCUAACGUCGCUUCGUCAGUAAACAAUAUAUAUUCACUUUUUCCAAAUCAUUAUCAAUAUUAAUCUUUAAACAUUUUUACUAAUUUUAUCUUUGCUAACUCAUACUUGUCAAAUACAUAAUUUCCAUUGAAAUUCUAUUAUUGUCAUUUAAAUUAUAUUGUAUUCAAUACAGAAGAAGUCAAGUUUAAUAUAUCAAGAGAAUGUAACAAGUUAUUGUGAAUUAUAAAAAAAUAUUCAUUUUAUAAAUUAAUAUUGAAUAAUAAAAAUAAAAAUGUAUUAAUUGAACAAAGAAAGUUAACAAAUAAUAAUUGUUAAUCAAAAAAUAUAAUUUAGAUUACAAAUAUUUAUGUAAAAAAAAAAUCAAUUAAAAAUGAUUGAAAAUGAAAAUAAUGAUAACAAUAUUUUAACUUCAUAUAAUGAUGUAAAAAUAAUGGAACGAAAUAAUAUUAAAAGUGAAGUUGAUAAAAAUUUAAUGAAAGUUAAAGUUUAUAAUGAAAGAUGGUUUAUAUUAUUCAUCUUUUCAUUAAGUGCUGCAGUGAAUUAUCUCUCAUAUGCGCAAUAUUCAAUUAUAACAAACAUCAUAACAAGGUAUUAUGGGGUAUCAACAACGGCUGUUGAAUGGACAAUGAUGAUUUAUUUGCUUCUUUAUAUACCAUUAGUAAUACCGGCGACAAAUUUAUUUGAAAAAAUAGGAAUAAGAUGGUCUUUGAUAUUAAGUUUUUGUUGUGUAACUAUUGGUGUAUGGAUUAAAGCAUUCUCAGUAGCACCUAAUAGAUUUUAUAUAGCAUUUAUUGGACAAUUUGUUAGCGCAAUUACAUUGGUAUUUUUUGUAUCUUCACCAACUCGUCUUGCUGCAAAUUGGUUUCCAUCUGAGCAAAUAUCAACGGCAAUAUCAUUGGCAAUUUUUGGUGCUUUAUUAGGCAUUGCCAUAGGUUUUUAUAUUCCUCCAAUAGUUAUAAAAAAUCAUGAAAAUUUAGACAAAAUUGGUGAAGAAAUUCAAUUAUUAAAUUAUAUUUAUGCUGGCAUUACAACAGUAAUGGCUAUAAUUAUAAUUAUAUUUUUCAAAGAAGAGCCAAAGCAACCUCCAAGUGCUGCACAAGCACUUUUAAAGGUCAAUCGAAUUGAAAACAAGGAGGGUUUUAUUGAACCAUUGAAAAGACUUUGCAAGAACAAGUAUUUUCUUCUUUUGUUCAAUUCUCAUGGUUUGAAUGUUGGUGUUUAUAAUGCCACUGCUACUAUGCUUAAUCCAUUGUACACAACACACUUUCCGAAUGGUGAAGAAGAAGCAGGACAAAUUGGUUUACUUAUAAUUCUCACUGGAAUGCUUGGAGCUGUCGUUUUUGGCAUUUUAGUUGAUAAAACGCGUAAAUACAAAGCAAUGGGCGUAACUGCUUAUUUCUUAAGUCUAUUGGCACAAAUUAUAUUCGCAAUUUCUCUAAGUGUUGAAGUAAAAUGGCUAAUUUAUGCAUCGUCAAUAUUUCUAGGAUUCAGUUUAUCGGGAUACUAUGCAUUGGGAUAUGAAUUAUGCGUGGAAUAUACAUAUCCCGAAUCAGAAUUCAUGACCGUUGGAAUUCUUAUUGUUGCAUCUGAUGUAUAUGGCAUUCUUUUGGUCACAAUUCUUUCUGAAUUAUGGACCUAUUAUGGAGAUAUUGCAGCACACAUUGGCUUUUGUUUUGUUCUUUUAAUUGGUUUUAUUAUCACAGUUUUUACAAAAGACGAACAACGUCGUGAAAAUGCGAGAAAAUCAACUUUAUAUACAACAGUACCAACAAGAGAAAAUGAUGCAAUAACAAAUCAGAGUACCUAAUAAAAGUAACAAAAUAAAAUUUAAUUUUGCAAAUUUUUCUCUCCACUCAAUUCUCAUCACCAUCUGUGUCAAGAAUGAGAGCUGUUCCAGAAUCGUUGAAACUACUAUAAAGGAGCAUUUACCACACACACACAAAGAGAAAAUAUAGAUGUGUUAUCUCACACACAAAUGGUAAAAGUUGUUCCUUGGAGAAAUCAAAAUCUCAUUCAAUCGGAUAACAUUUCGAUUUUACGAUAUCGAUUACUAUCGUAUAAUAAUAUAUAUGGUUAGGGAAUAAUUCAUGAAGAUAAUACAUAAUUAUCAGUUCAUUAUAAUUUUAAGAUAUUAUCGAUUAAA
Molecule: messenger RNA, 2279 nt
Organism: Leptopilina boulardi
Lineage: Eukaryota; Metazoa; Arthropoda; Insecta; Hymenoptera; Figitidae
Product: feline leukemia virus subgroup C receptor-related protein 2-like
Exons: 9
Coding region: 507-1943 (478 amino acids)
Biological process (GO): heme export; transmembrane transport
Cellular component (GO): membrane
Molecular function (GO): heme transmembrane transporter activity; heme binding
Source: RefSeq, a predicted model, not a curated record